AUAAAAGCCUCAUCAGUCUCUCUUAUUAUAUUCACCAAACUCAUAUCAACACUAAAACCUCAUCACACUUCUUCACUCGGUGAAUCUUUCUUCAGGCCUCUUCAUAACAGAAAAAAAAAAUGAUGUCUUACGUUGCUAACUUGGUCAUCAAGAGUUUUGACCGUGCUUCCGUGGUGUAUGUUGAAGAUGUGGUGGAUAGCUCUCGAGCGACAUGUGUUGAGAAUGGUGGUGAUGACGAUGACAGUGGCUAUGAUUAUGCUCCUGCUGCGUGAUUGUCUCCUAUUAGUAUAAUGUAAUUUAGAAGAAAAAAAGAGAGAGAGAGAGAUGAUAAGAUAAUUUAGAUAUUAGUUAGACCAUUUAUGUACUAGAUUGUGUCUCGAGUUUUCUUGUCAAUGAGCAAACAUGGUUUCCUAGUGUCUUAGUCCUUAACCACAAUCACUUUUUUUUGUCUCUUAAUUUUGAAAGUUAUCAGUGUAACAUUCACUUUUACUAAUUUUUAAGUGGUUAGUAUUCACUUUCUUCAUUCACCCAAGAUUAAAAAUUUCACUCGAAGAAAUCCGGAUCUAAAGUUUGAACCAACUGGUUCAUCAUUCAAGAUGUGAAAAUUUUACAAUUUGAAAGUAUACCAAAGGGGAGCCAUACAUGUAUUUCAUUAGUUCAUCAAUUUCUCUAAUUUUUGUUUUAAUCUUCUUUGGUUAAUGAAUUUGUACAUUAAUCGUUAUUAGCUCAUCGUAUCUAUUUAUCCAUCCAGAGCGGCAGACCCAAACUAGUUUGUAAUAAUUAGGUGUUUGUAUACAUGUAGAUAAAUACCAUAAGAAACACCUCGACACUGU
Molecule: messenger RNA, 833 nt
Organism: Arabidopsis thaliana (thale cress)
Lineage: Eukaryota; Viridiplantae; Streptophyta; Magnoliopsida; Brassicales; Brassicaceae
Exons: 1
Coding region: 120-272 (50 amino acids)
Source: RefSeq, marked reviewed